Molecule: messenger RNA, 5605 nt
Organism: Rhopalosiphum padi (bird cherry-oat aphid)
Lineage: Eukaryota; Metazoa; Arthropoda; Insecta; Hemiptera; Aphididae
Product: ankyrin-3-like
Exons: 27
Coding region: 334-5481 (1715 amino acids)
Biological process (GO): signal transduction
Molecular function (GO): protein binding
Source: RefSeq, a predicted model, not a curated record
GCGGUCAGUGUCACUACUCGCUAGUUGCUGUCGUAGUGUUGUUAGUGUUGUAGCGUUGCUAGUUGUCUUGAUUUUCUUCUCUUCGGCUGUAAAAUUGUUUUGCUGAUGCAUUUUUGUUGUUAUUUCAUUUGGAAUCUCAAAUGAAACCUAUUUCAUAAAAAAAAUACGUUAUGAAUGUGUGCUGGUGCGCGUGAUAAUUAAAUUUAAAUGGACUUUUGGUGGUUUGCGGUCAUAAAUGGAUCGACAGUUUAAUGAUUUAAUUGUGAAUAAACGAUUAAAUAGCUUUUUCAUCGUGCCCUAAAAGAUAAAUUUUGAUCGUAUCAAAAGAAAAAUAUGCCAGCUGCCGAAAACGGUUCGUUGCAUCCAGAAAAGGAUAUGGAUUUGGCUCCAAUCAUUAAUGGUAUGGAGACAUUACCAAAAACUAAACAGGCGGAUCCUGCUACUUCAUAUUUAAGAGCUGCAAGAUCAGGAAAUUUAGAAAAAGUUUUACAAUUACUUGAAAGUACUGGUGUUGACGUAAAUACUGCAAAUGCUAAUGGACUCAAUGCACUCCAUUUAGCUGCAAAAGAUGGUCAUGUAGAUAUAGUAAAAUGUUUAUUACAAAGAGGAUGUUCCGUAAAUUCAGUAACCAAAAAAGGAAAUUCUGCACUUCAUAUUGCAUCAUUAGCUGGCCAAGAAGAAAUUGUUAAAGUGUUAGUAGAAAAUAAUGCAUCUAUAAAUAUACAAUCGCAUAGUGGUUUCACACCACUUUAUAUGGCUGCACAAGAAAAUCAUUGUAGCAUUGUUGAAUUACUUUUGCGAAAUGGUGCUAAUCAACUUUUAGUAACUGAGGAUGGAUUUUCACCAUUAGCAGUAUCUAUGCAACAAGGCCAUGAUAAAGUUGUUGCUAUAUUAUUAGAAAAUGAUACUAAAGGCAAAGUAAGAUUACCUGCACUUCAUAUAGCGGCUAAGAAGGAUGAUACUAAGGCCACUAGCUUAUUACUACAGAAUGAUCAUAAUCCUGAUGUCACUUCUAAAAGUGGCUUUACUCCAUUACACAUAGCAGCACACUAUGGUAAUAACAAUGUUGCUUCUAUGCUGGUUCAAAAAGGGGCAGAUGUAAAUUUUACUGCUAAACAUAAUAUAACACCAUUACAUGUAGCUGCUAAAUGGGGAAAAUUAAAUAUGGUUGAUUUGCUAAUACAAUUGGGUGCUAAUAUUGAAGCUAAGACUCGAGAUGGACUUACUCCUUUACAUUGUGCAGCAAGGUCUGGACAUGAUCAUGUUAUUGAACGUUUAUUACAAACUAACACUCCUAGAACAUUAAAAACAAAGAAUGGUUUAGCCCCUUUACACAUGGCAGCUCAAGGCGAUCAUGUGGAUGCGGCUAAAGUACUUUUAACUUACAAAGUCCCUGUGGAUGAUGUCACUGUUGAUUAUCUAACCAGUUUACAUGUAGCAGCUCAUUGUGGGCAUGUAAAAGUGGCAAAAACACUGUUAGAUCAUCACGCUGAUCCAGAUGCUAGAGCAUUAAAUGGUUUUACGCCACUUCAUAUAGCUUGCAAAAAGAAUAGAAUUAAAGUCGUUGAACUUUUGCUAAAACAUGGAGCAUCUAUUGAAGCAACAACAGAAUCUGGCUUAACACCAUUACAUGUUGCCAGUUUUAUGGGCUGUAUGAAUAUUGCCCUUGUUUUAGUCAGUCAUGGUGCUUACCCAGAUGCUAGUACAGUUCGUGGAGAAAGUCCUUUGCAUUUGGCUGCUAGAGCUAAUCAGUCUGAUCUUGUGAGAGUCUUGGUACGUUCUGGAGCAACAGUGGAUUCUAAAGCAAGACAUGGCCAAACACCACUUCAUGUUGCAUGUAGACUUGGCCAUACUCAGAUUGUUACAUUACUCCUUCAACAUGGUGCUUCAGUAGACACUACAACUACCGAUUUGUACACACCUUUACAUAUAGCAGCUAAAGAAGGACAUGAUGAAGUGGCAACUGCUUUAUUAGAAAGUGGAAGUUCUUUAGUGUUGACUACUAAAAAAGGGUUUACACCUCUUCAUUUAGCUGCUAAAUAUGGGAACAUUACAGUGGCUAGUAUGCUUUUAGAAAAAGGGGCCCCAGUUAAUUCUCAAGGCAGAAAUGGCGUUACACCGUUACAUGUGGCUAGUCACUAUAACCACCAAGAUACAGUAUUCUUACUUCUUGAUAAUGGAGCAUCGCCACACAUGGCAGCUAAAAAUGGUUACACACCGUUGCAUAUAGCUGCUAAGAAGAAUCAGUUGGAUGUUGCUACUACACUGUUGAUGAACAAGUCAGAUGCGAAUGCUGAGUCUAAAGCUGGGUUUAGUCCGUUACACCUCAGUGCACAGGAAGGUCAUGAGCAAAUGUCUGAACUGUUAUUGGAACACAAGUCUGAAAUCAACCUACAGUCAAAGAAUGGUUUGACACCUUUACAUCUUUGUGCUCAAGAAGAUAAAGUUAAUGUUGCAAGUUUAUUAGUUGAUAAUAAUGCAAAUAUUAAUGCAACAACUAAAACUGGAUUUACACCUUUACAUGUAGCUAGUCAUUACGGUCAACUCAACAUGGUUAGAUUUCUUUUAGAUAAAGGUGCAGAGGUAGAUGUUCAAACAUCAUCUGGUUAUACAGCUCUUCACCAGGCUGCUCAACAAGGCCAUACAGUUGUCAUUACACUAUUACUUCAGAGCAAAGCAUCUCCAAAUAUUCAAAACACGCAAGGACAAACACCAUUAAACAUAGCUCACAGAUUAGGAUAUAUCAGUGUUGUAGAAACAUUAAAAGUAGUUUCUGAAACAACUAUAACCACUACAACCACUAGCACUAUUGAAGAAAAAUACAAGGUUAUAGCUCCUGAAUCAAUGCAAGAAACAUUUAUGUCCGAUUCUGAAGAUGAAGGAGGUGGUGAUGAUGUCUUGUCGGUGAUCAUGAACGAUUACGGCAAGCCGGCACAUGCGCAACAUAUUUAUCUUCCAUACUAUCAAGGUCGAAACGUACUACAUGAAGAUCCGAUGUUGAAUGAUCAACACCAAUAUCGCUAUAUGACGGUGGAUGAUAUGAAAUCAUUAGGAGAUGAUUCAUUAAAAAUAGAUGUUACAAGAGAUGAAAAAACAGAUUUAGUUAAUGAUUCAGCCAUUGCCAACGAGUAUGUAAGUAAUACACAUUAUGUUUCACCCCAGUAUUCACCCAACCCCUCUGGAGUUUCUUUACUAUCUGACAACAUUGACAUCUGCCGUUCGCCUGUAAAUAUUGGGUUGGAUAGACUUGAAAGAUCGUUGGCAAUGCUCGGGCCUCGUGGAAAUACUACUGGAAUGUGGCGCGAAAGUUUCUUAGUUAGUUUUUUGGUGGAUGCCCGCGGAGGAGCAAUGCGAGGAUGCAGACAAUCCGGUGUUAGAGUGAUUAUUCCACCACGAAAGGCUCCAAGUCCUAUGCGAGUUACAUGUCGAUAUUUGCGGAGAGACAAAAUGGUCAACCCACCACCCUUGAUGGAAGGAGAAGCAUUAGCCAGUAGAAUACUCGAACUUGGUCCAGCUGGAGCCAAAUUUUUGGGACCUGUUAUCAUUGAAGUACCUCAUUUUGCGUCAUUGCGAGGAAGAGAAAGAGAGCUAGUGGUAUUAAGAUCAGAAAAUGGUACGACAUGGAAGGAACAUAGUUUGGAAGCUAACGAAGAAGCUGUGCAAGAAGUACUCAAUGAUAGCUUUGAAGGAGAAGAACUCAGACAGAUUGAAGACCUUAGAACUAGUCGCAUUGAACGAAUAUUGACAUUAGAUUUUCCUCAAUAUUUUGCUAUUGUUUCAAGAUUACGUCAAGAAAUACAUCCUGUUGGUCCGGAAGGUGGAGUUAUGUCUUCUACCGUUGUACCACAGGUGCAAGCAUUAUUUCCAGCCAAUGCAUUAACAAAACGUAUAAAAGUUGGCUUACAAGCUCAACCUAUUCCUGUUGAAUUGGUAGCGAAAUUAUUUGGCAACCGUGUCGCAGUGUCUCCUGUUGUAACCAUCGAACCUCGCAGAAGAAAGUUUCAUAAAGCUAUUACUCUGACUAUUCCUCUGCCACAAGCAACUACUAAAGGAAUGAUAAACCAAUAUUCAGGCGAUGCUCCUACAUUGCGAUUGCUUUGCAGUAUGUCAGGUGGUCAGUCUAAAGCCCAGUGGGAUGAUGUUACUGGAGGAACACCAUUGACUUUUGUCAAGGACUGCGUAACUUUUACGACUACUUUAUCUGCAAGGUUUUGGCUGAUAGACUGUAGAAACGUUAGUCAAGUCAAAAACAUUGCAACACAACUUUUUAUUGAAGCUAAUUAUGUUCCAUUCAUGGCAAAGUUUGUAGUGUUUGCUAAAAGAACAGAUGUUAUGGAAGCACGUCUUAGAGUAUUUUGCAUGACAGACGAUAAAGAAGAAAAAACAUUAGAAAAUCAAGAGCACUUUGUUGAAGUAGCCAAAAGCAGAGAUGUUGAAGUGCUACAAAACAAAAAUGUAUUUGUGGAGUUUGCUGGUAAUUUAUUACCUAUAUUUAAAACUGGCGAACAACUAGAAUUAAAUUUCACUGCUUUCCGUGAAAAUCGUCUACCAUUUACUGUUCGCAUACGGGACCUGGAGGAUACUAAUGUCGCACGAAUUCUGUUUAUGCGUGAGCCCAAAGUAAAUCGAGGUGAUCCCGCACAAACACCUUUAUGUGUAUUGAACGUGACCAUUCCUGAAGAUAUUGUUAAUGUAACAACCAAAUCUGAAUCAGAUCUAUUAAGCCUUGAUCGAAGUUACAAUUUUUAUGAUAAUGGUUUUGAACAAGUUGAUACAAUACGUAGAGCUGAUAUUCGUUUGUCAGAUAUUUCAAACAUGCUGGGUGAUAAUUGGCCGUCUUUAGCAGCUGAACUAGGGAUUCUUCAAUCAGACAUCAGUAUUAUCCAAUCAGAAUACCCAGGUAACACCCAACGACAGGCUAUGGUCAUGCUUAAGUUGUGGUUACAAACAUUUGGACAACAAGCAACUGGGAAUUCGCUAGAAAAGGCAUUGCGAACAAUCAAUCGUGAAGAUAUAGUGAAUUUGUGUAUACACAAUAUUGAGAUUGUAACUGAUGAUAUGGAAAAAGCAGUAGCAAAAGUACAAUUAGAUCAGUCUGGAUUUGAUUCUCUAAAAGAGGAAUUAGGACCAUCCAGAGAUGGAUCUCUUGGUCGAAAAACUUCUCUUUCUAAUCAUAAGAAAGUCAAACAAGUAGAAUCAAAUAAUAUUAGUCAACCCAUAAAUGUUGAUGAGGAGUUAAUAAGUGCUCUAAACAAACAGAUGGUAGUUGAUAAGAUUGUGGAUAAACCCAAAAUACUAGAUGAUAAGUAUGCUGCGGAAGUUAAAGAAUAUGAUUCAAAGACAUCUAAUGGUGUAUCAUUCAAAGUAAACACACCUCCACCAAGCCCAACUGAGCAAUCUGACAAAACUGAUAAAAGCAAAGCUGCUUCAAAUAGUUAUGACAGUAAUGUUUCUGAAGUAGUUGAUGAGAACAUUCUUUAACAUGUGGACUAUCAAGUAAUUAGAUAAUUUAUGUCCACUCAUUAGGAUCGCAUAACAAAAAUGUUAGCUAAUAUUAUGAGUUAUUAUUACUCGUGAAUUAAUCUUUUUUUGCUAAUGCACAAGA